GAUGAAGACGUUAGCUUGGCAGCUAGCGUGAAGUUUGACAGUAAUGUAAUGUCCUCUGUGGACACUGUCUGUUUCCUUGGCUAGAGGACCUGUCAGGAUGGAGCCCUUCGUGUUCUCCGUUUAAGAUGUUAAUAACGCUGUGUUACGUCUAUCUGUGGGUGCGCUUUCACAAGUGCUACUCAGUGCUGAUCCGCAGCAGUCUGUCCCGGCUCAACAGCAGCAGCUUCAGCUUCAGACGCUGCCCCAGCUCGGCCUCAGUUCCACACACCGCGUCGCCGACCGGACGCCACUCAGCCAGACACCGGCAGUCCAGCCCGGUACCCCCCGAGGACAACGUCUUCCUGCAGCUGGGAGACAAGGCGGUGUAUGUCACGGAGCCUCAGGCAUGUGAUGACCUCAGCAAAUGGACCGUGCUGUUGGGGUCCUCUCUGGUUUGUGGUCCACGAAUAGAGAAUAUUUCAUUCAUCAUAGAAGCUACAGGACACACAGUGGGCUACCACUCUCCUCGCACAUCGAAUAAGAAAGUGCUGAAGUGGUCUGACUACUGUCUGCCUCUGGCCUGUAGCCCGGGCCAGCCGUUCAGGGCCGUGGCUCAGGCCAGUGUCGAUAACUUCAGUCGGCUCGGCGUGGCUUUCAUCGAAGAUCGCCUUCAGCUGGACAAUGGACUUAUGCCUUCCAAGAUAAUCCCUGUCCUCCUCCAAGACUCCACUCUCAGUGAGCUGUUGCAGAAGCACCGUCCACAGAGCCCAAAGACAGAGACAUCAUCAUGGCUCUGCGGCACCGAGGCUGAGGAGCCUGUCCCUGAGCUGUCAGCUCGUCACCUGUCAGCCGACCACCUGCAGUGUCGUAAAGGCAGCCUUCUCCUCACCCCGGAGGUAAAGAGGAGGUUAGAGGAGCGACGAGGGUCAGAGCCGCUCCGCGGCACCAAGGAUUUGGGACCAGUUUGUGACUCGGAGGACAAUUCAUUGGGGAAUCAUCACCACAUGGAGGGCCAUAAACACCAUCUCCACCUGUCCAGCUGCCACGAGUGUUUGGAGCUGGAGAACAGCACCAUCCUCUCUGUCAAAUAUGCCUCGGCUGAGAACAUUCCAGACCUUCCUGAUGAUAGCUCAGGAGGGCUGGACAGUGGAGAUGAGACUCUGGAUGAUGUUGAGCAUGAUGCCAAAGGCUCUUUUGGUCAAAGUAGUGGAUUUGACUGUAACAGCAAAUCGCCAAAUGUUCUGCUGUACACGGGUGGCUGCCAGGAGCGUUUUCAGGCAGUUCAUCAGCUUUUAUCGGAGUGUUUAAACAUGGAAAACAACAUCAUCUAUCCCAUCCAGCCACAGCAGGCUCUGAGUGACCCCUGGCUGGACAGCACCAGGCUUUUGGUUCUGGCAGAGGAGGAGCCCCUGACCCCCCAACUUCAGACCCGUUUUCUCACCUAUCUGAGCCAGGGAGGCAGAGUGCUGGGGCUGGCCUCCAGCCUGUGCCCAGCGGGUCUCUGUCUGGAGGAGAGGGAGAGGCGACGCGGACAGGUCAGCAGGCUCAGCUUCACCAGGGAGGACAGCACCGAGCUGGAGCUGAGCGUGCUGGCCACUGGGAGGGUCUACAUCAGGGAUACUCAGGGUGGGGGGGAGGUGGAGCUCUGGGGGGAGCUGAAGGGGGACAUCCCUCACCCAAGAGAUAUGGUUGUUGUCAGGGUAACCCACGGAGGGGAUGGCGGAGAGGCUGUCCUUUGUCAGGUCCACCUGGAGAUUGCUCCCGGCUCCCAGAACUUGACGUCAGACUGUUUCGAUGAAUUAAAGGUCAGCAACAAACUGCGAUAUGAGGUCUUGACAGAGAUCCUCACCUCUCUGGGCUUCAGAUGUGAGCAAAACCAGACUCCAGCCCUGAGCCCAGUCCACCUGCUGGCUACCUCCCAGGAGGCCAAGGCCAGCUUCCUCAACUGGCUGCAGACUCGUGCAGAUCAAAGUGGCCUCCUCACACUGUCCAAGGCCUCCCUCAGAAUGGUGUCCUGCUCUGAGCUCCAGGAUGGUACUCUGCUGCCUGAAGGCUCUCUGGCCCUGGUCACCAAUGCUUCAGAGUCCCAGAGCUGGGCGCACUUCAGUAUGGAGACCUACAGCAAGAACCUGAACACCAGCCUGCUGGGGCGCACCGUGCUGUACGCUGAGGUCGUCACGUCCACCAUGGACCUGCUGCAAGGGCUGACUCUGCACUUACCAAAGGAUGUGGGUUUAAUAGUGGUAGCGUCCAGGCAGAACCAGGGCAGAGGGCGAGGCAGGAAUGCCUGGCUAAGCCCUCUGGGUUGUGCCAUGUUCACUCUGAUGGUCCAGGUUGAGCUGAGCUCCAGGCUCGGACAGAGGAUUCCCUUCCUGCAACAUCUGGCUGCUCUGGCUGUGGUGGAAGCUGUUCGCACUCUUCCUGGAUACCAGGACAUAGACCUGAGGGUGAAGUGGCCCAAUGACAUCUACUACAGUAACAUGAUGAAGCUCGGGGGAGUCCUGGUGACAUCCACUGUCAUGGGAUCAACUUUUCACCUGCUUAUAGGCUGUGGAAUCAAUGUGACAAACAGCAACCCGACAGUGUGCAUUAAUGACCUGAUCCAGCAGUACAACGUGCAGCAUAACUGCAGCCUGCAGCCGCUCAGCUGUGCCCAGCUCAUCGCUCGCACCGUCAGCUGCCUGGAGGUCCUCAUCUGCAGCUUCCAGCAAGGGGGCCCCGACGCCGUCCUGCCAACCUACUACAAGAGAUGGCUUCACAGCGGGACCCGGGUGCGUCUCUGGAGUGAGGACGGACUUGAGGCGGAGGUGGUGGGUCUGGACCAAAAUGGCUUCCUCCAAGUGUACAACAAGGAGCAGGGCGUGGUCUCAGUGGAGCCUGAUGGGAACUCCUUUGACAUGCUAAAAAAUCUGGUGGUCAUCAAGCAGCAUUAGGACCAAAAUCAGCAAAAUCCAGAAUCAUUCUAACCCCAAACCCCAAAGCCCUGACCCUGAUGGAACCAAUUACUCAGUCAUUUAGUUUGGCAGAGAACUUUAUGUACCUAUAUAUACAUAUAAACAUGUUGAGGUUUUCUAAAUGAUCACUUGAUAACAAACUCUGUUCCUGGUUAACAUUUGGACUAUUCUCCUUCUGUUAACCUGACUUAUAUUUGAAGCAGUUAGGGUGAUUUGUUGAAGACAUAGAGUGAUAGUAACUAUGUUUAAAGGCAGGCAGCUUCACACAGUGAGAUCAGCAUCAGAGACCAGUCACAAGCACACACACCAGGUCCAUUAUGACCUGCUGAUUUGGGACCGCCAGUUCAAAUCAUUACCUUGCUACUACCUAGCUUGUACUUGUUUAUCAGCAGCAAUAAAUUUUGUCCCCCUCAUCUGAACAGCUCACCUUAUGUCACUGAUCAACAACAAAAGCCAUCACUGCAGCUUUGCUCUCGCUAAUUUACACAAAAUAAAGAUUUUCACAGAAACAUGUUGUUCAUCUCUUUAAACUAACCAGUUUGAUGACCUGCUCACAGAGGCACAAAAUCCUGACAAGCAAAAACAAGUCCAGACGUAGCAGUAACUGGAUGGAAGAAUGGAAAGAUCAGGACUCAGCAGUGAUGUGUUUGAAUAUCCCCUAAUUCAAUUAAAUGAAGUGUUACUAAAACUAAUAUGAUAAUAAAAAAUGGUAGCUUUUAGAUUUUAACAGCAAAUUUAAUGUGGAAUUCUACCUUAGCAAAAAUGUCUCACAAACUGCAAGAAACUGGUAAAAGGUGAAAGAAAAUGACCUCAAAAUUAGUUUAAAAAAGGAGAGAAAUUUAAAAAAAUCUAGGUAAAUAUGUCCAGAAAAAAAUACUUGUAUUAUUACCAUAUAUUUGAAUUGAAAAUAUGUGUGUGUAUAUUUAUAGGCAAGGCACUGAACAUGUGUUGCCAAAGCACAGUUACAGUUUAAGGCAGUGAAUGAAAUUAACAAUUGAUCACAUGAAUGACAAUAAUACUCAAUAGUCUCUCUCUCUCUCUCUCUCUCUCUCUCUCUCUCUCUCUCUCUCUCUCUCUCUCUCCUCCCUCCCUCCUGCAAUCACUUCACUCAUCAAGAACAGAAUCAAUCUGAAUAUUCAGUUUGCUGUUAGUAAAGUUGCAGUUAACACUUCCACCUGAAACUGAACACAGCACUUUAUAAACUGCCAUAUUAAACAUAUCAUUGUACACA
Molecule: messenger RNA, 4164 nt
Organism: Plectropomus leopardus (leopard coralgrouper)
Lineage: Eukaryota; Metazoa; Chordata; Actinopteri; Perciformes; Serranidae
Gene: hlcs
Product: holocarboxylase synthetase (biotin-(proprionyl-CoA-carboxylase (ATP-hydrolysing)) ligase)
Biological process (GO): protein modification process
Cellular component (GO): cytoplasm
Molecular function (GO): biotin--[biotin carboxyl-carrier protein] ligase activity
Source: RefSeq, a predicted model, not a curated record